Messenger RNA from Lytechinus pictus (painted urchin), 5121 nucleotides. Its product is annotated as 3-hydroxyanthranilate 3,4-dioxygenase-like. NCBI's taxonomy places the organism in Eukaryota, Metazoa, Echinodermata, Echinoidea, Temnopleuroida, Toxopneustidae. Gene Ontology annotation, cellular component: cytoplasm. The record is from RefSeq and is a predicted model, not a curated record. Gene Ontology annotation, molecular function: iron ion binding; 3-hydroxyanthranilate 3,4-dioxygenase activity. The coding region runs from base 319 to 1119 and encodes 266 amino acids. Gene Ontology annotation, biological process: 'de novo' NAD+ biosynthetic process from L-tryptophan; quinolinate metabolic process. The transcript is spliced from 10 exons.
ACAAUCACAGACGUUAAGUACGCGCGCCUAUGGCGACUCCGCACUCUAGCGUAGUUAGUAUACAUCUCUAUGCAUCACACAGAUACAUGAUCACGACCGUGUUCUCUCUUACUUAUUGAGCUGGAAAGGAAAGAUAAAUAAUAACGAUGUCUGUGAAUCAAAUUGAGAUCAUAGAAAUAGACAAAUGGAUCGAAGAGAAUAAGAAGUUUUUUCUCCCACCUGUGUGCAACAAGAUGAUGUUCCAGUCUGUGCCUCGAUGUCAGGAUACUGCCACACGAUAGACCUUCAUCCAUAUAAUCGUGGCACAGUGAAGGGCAGAUGAAGUCUUUCUUUGUUGGUGGUCCAAAUGUCAGGAAAGAUUAUCACAUAGAAGAAGGAGAGGAGCUUUUCUACAUGAAGAAGGGGGAUAUGUGCCUUAAGGUUGUUGAGCAGAACAAACAUAAAGAUAUUCACAUCAGAGAAGGAGAGAUCUUCCUAUUACCAAGCCGUAUUGCUCAUUCUCCUCAGAGGCAAGCGGACACGAUUGGCUUAGUGCUGGAGAGAGAACGUGCUGAGGAAGAGAAGGAUGGACUGAGGUACUAUGUAGAUGGCACCCUAGAGAGACUGUAUGAAGAAUGGUUUCAUUGCGUGGAUCUCGGUACCCAGCUAGCCCCUGUUAUCAAACGAUACUUUGCGUCAGAGCAGCACAAGACUGGGAAGCCAAUUGAAGGAACUCUUCCAGAAAAUCCACCAGUUACCUUGGAUUCAGAGAUUAAACUUGAUGACCCUUUCAUGCUCCAAGAGUGGAUUGAAGACAACCGGGAGGAGAUUGAUUCCAAAGGUUCAAAGUCUCUGUUUGGAGAUGAUAAUCAAUUUAGUGUCGUGAUGUGGGGAGCUGGAUCUGAGUCGGGUGGUUGUGAGGCGGCAGAGGUCUGGCUGUGGCAGCUGGAGGGAAAGUCAGACGUUGGUGUUGGUGAUGUCAAGGUUAAGAAGUAUGAACUCAACAAAGAUGAAUGUAUGCUGAUACCGAAAGGAACAACAUAUACAGCCACAAGGGAGAAGGGUUCCCUCUGUUUGGUGUGCUUCCAAGAUCCUAGACGCAAGAAACCGGUAGCAGCUAAGCCAUCAGGAGACCAGUGAAACUCAUCUUCUACACAUCCCUAAAGCCCAGUGCACACUAUGCCAUCAGAUGCGACAGGAUUUUUUAGUAAAUCGCAUUUUGUAAUAAAUAUUAAAGUUCCAGAUGUAAAAAUUAUUUCAUUUGAAUUUUGGCAUAAUGUUAGGUAUAAUAAAAUCAUUAUUUUGCUUUGCAGCAAGCCAUGUGGCCGGAAAAAAAAUAAAAAUUGGUUUCAAGUCGCAGCCGAUGACAUCAUUUGGAUGAUUUGGAUUUGAAUUUGCUUUCAUUCCUACAGGGAGGCUCGAACUAGACUGAAUUUCGAUUUCAGUAGUCCUACCAAUAUUCUCAUCUCUGAUCACUAAGAUUUUAUUGGUUGAAAUGUUCAUAUCAAAUGUUAUUACAAUUUCUUUGAAAUUGGGAUCGCAACGAAUCACAUAGUGUGUGCUGGGCUUAAUGGCUGAGCUGCACAGAGAGAAGAUUGAAAUUAAUUGAAAUAUACUGCUACACAAAGGAAAAUUUUGUUUUCGUCGCAAGUUUUAUAGGUCUAUAUGAAAUUUUUUUUUAUACCUUAAAGGUAAAGAUGAAUUGCAAAUAUAUUGCUCUAUAAGGGGUAAACAAGUUUCACCUCAGUAUAUUGAAUUUUCUUGGAGGUAGAAAAAAAAAGAUAUGAGAUAUCUAUAUCAUGUUUCUUUCAAGAAUAGACAUUGCUUUGACGAUUUAUAGGAAGGAUUGAAUUUUACUGCUGGAUAUGGGAAAUAUAUAUAUAUGUUAUCCAAGAAAGAUCUACUGCCAUAUUAUAUAUACUGGAUAUAUUUGAUAACUAGUUAUACAAAUUCCAAGAGUAGUACACUUAUUAAAUGUACAAAUGCCAUUCUAGAGUAUAUUUUUAUUAUUUUCUGUAUUUCUGAAAUUUAAUGAGGCUAUGAAGAAAUAUAACUUUGAUUAACAAUCAGUACUGAUAAUUCCUGUCUUGAAUAGUAAAUGAUUUCUUAAAUUUAUUUUUAUCUGAAGUUAUGAAAUUUAUGGUAGAUAUGUAAACACCACAGAUCUGCCCAAACAAUACAGAUGUUACUGUAAUUAUAUAAACAUAUGAUCAUUUUGAUGGCAUAAAGGAACUUGGCAGAGCCAAUAAACUGCAUCAUGUUGCAGCAUUAUUUGUGAAUAUAUGAGCUCCACUUAUGUGCUAUCACAUUUCUUUUUAUGCAAGUGCUUCAUUUGUUACAUAUAUGAAUAACACUGCGCUUUUUUAUAGAUAAUGUUUAAUGGCUGUAAACUAGCUCACCCCAGUUAAUGUAUAUCCCGAUCAAAAUACAUUUUGAUGCAUAUGUGAACAGGGGUGUAUUGCUUUGGCUUUAUGGCAACAUUUCUUAAUGGGACCUUUAGGGAGGUUUUGAAGCAUGUGAUGGUGCACAACAAUACAGCUUUGUAAGCCAUUCUCAUGCCAGGGACUCUUUCAUGAAGCUGUUUUUAGAGAGUUACUCAUGAUUACGAGCAAAUGAAUCAUGUUCUUGGAUGCUAUAUCAGAUUCUCAAUUUUUGUCUCACCUGCAUAGCAGAGUGAGACUAUAGGCGCCGCUUUUGCGGCGGCGGCAUCAACACCAAAUCUUAACCGAAGGUUAAGUUUUUGAAAUGACAGCAUAACUUAGAAAGUAUAUGGACCUAGUUCAUGAAACUUGGCCAUAAGGUUAAUCAAGUAUUACUGAACCUCCUGCCGAGUUUCAUGUCACAUGACCAAGGUCAAAGGUCAUUUAGGGUCAAUGAACUUAGACCAUGUUGGGGGAAUCAACAUCAAAAUCUUAACCUAAGGUUAAGUUUUUGAAAUGUCAUCAUAACUUAGAAAAUAUAUGGACCUAGUUCAUGAAACUUGGACAUAUAGUGAAUCAAGUAUCACUGAACAUCCUGCAUGAGUUUCACGUCACAUGACCAAGGUCAAAGGUCAUUUAGGGUCAAUGAACUUUGGCCAAAUUGGGGGUAUCUGUUGAAUUACCAUCAUAACUUUGAAAGUAUAUUGAUCUAGUUCAUAAAACUUAGACAUAAGAGUAAUCAAGUAUCACUGAACAUCCUGUGCGCAUUUCAGGUCACAUGACAAAGGUCAAUGAACUUUGGCUAUAAUGGGGGUAUCUGUUGAAUUACCAUCAUAACUUUGAAAGUUUAUGGAUCUGACUCAUGAAACUUGGACAUAAGAGUAAUCAAGUAUCACUGAACAUCCUGUGCGAGUUUUAGGUCACAUGUUCAAGGUCAAAGGUCAUGUAAGGUCAAUGAACUUUGGCCAUGUUGGGGGUAUUUGUUGAAUUACCAUCAUAUCUCUGUAAGUGUAUUGGUCUAGUUCAUAAAACGUGGACAUAAGAGUAACCAAGUAUCACUGAACAUCUUGUGCGAGAUAUAGUAGUUUUCAAAGUCAACACUGCUGCUAUAUUGAAUCACGUGAUGCAGGUGAGACCGCCAGAGGCAUUCCACUUGUUUUAAUUCUCACUAGCUGAGCUUGAAAUAUAAAUUUUGCCAGUUGAAUUUCUUGUUUUUAGCAGGCAUUAAGAAUGAAUGCAGUGUUUAUUAUUUUUUCAUUCAGAAUGUGAUAAAAGAGCCGGGAAAUUUUUGGGUAUGUCAUUUACCAAAAGAUCACAUAACAAUUGUUCAUCAUGUCCUAUGUACCUUUUUGAACCGCUGUAUGAAGCAAUCACUGCUAUGUCAGGUAAGGCACCUUACCAAAUGCCCAUGCCAUGUUUGUAAGCAGAAAUCCCUCUAUAAAGUCACUUAGCGUCUUUUGCAGCAGCUCUCCAACAUUCCAUAUUGUUAUGUCUAUGACGAAAUGUAACUAUUUACAAUGAAUGAAAUGCUUGCUGGAUUUGUCAGCCUAGCUCAGUGAUAUUUGUGCAAUGAAUGGCAAGGUUGCUGGUUCAAUUCCCAGAAUGAUAUAGAUUUGAUAUUAAGUGUACCGUACCGACGUUGCACCAUUCAGUUUUGGAGGCAUGAUGCCAAUUUGUAUAUCCUGAAAUAUUUUUCAUUUAUGUCAAAUAGACUUCCCAAAAGUCUGCAUGUUUUAACUAGUAUUCCUUGAAAUUUGUUAUUUUAUUAAUCUAGUUUGGCCAAUUAUAAAGUGCUGAAAGGGGGAAAUUCCACCCUGAAAACAAGGUGAUUUAAUAAAUGUAGGAGCAGCAAGAGAAGCAUGUCAAGAAGGUUUAGUGAAAAUGCCUCAAAUGAGAACAGAUCAUGGAGUUAUAAAUUGUCACAGUUUUACUUUUGUGACAUCACUUUCAAUCUGCUCUGCCUAAUCUGUAUAAUGAAUCCCAUUUAUUUGCAUAUUUAAGGGUUCAUGACAAUGCACAUAAUGGGUUUUUGUUCAUAGAAAUUUUAACAAAGUAAUGUUGUUUUUUUAUUGAUGCAAAGAUAGAGUAAUUUUUAAAAAUAUGAAGAAAAUGGCAUUUUAUGGAAUUCAUCAGAUACAUGACAAGUGAUGUCACAAAAAUAAAACAAUAAAAAGAGCAAUAUUCUGAUAUAAACUUUGAUGGAUUUUUUUCAAAUUUCAUUGAUUCAUAAUUUUCUAUGUUUUUGCCUUUAUUAGAACCAACAAAUGUCUAGGUAACCCUCAAGUUUGGUAAUCCCAAACACCUUGUUUUACUCUAUUUUACUUUAUUUAGCAUGCAAGAGGCCACUAGGCCUCACCUGGCAGCUGAGAAUACAAAUAGGUGAUUCAAUUUACUGUACACAAUUUUUUUUUUUACUUCAGAUUUAUAUUUAGAUUCUAUGUCUGACAUUUGUAAGCGCUGUGAUACUUGUAUAGCGCAUAUAUGAAUAACCAUUAUUAUUAUUAUUAUCAUCAUUAUUUAUUCUUUUUCCACUAUAUCCAAUUCAUCAAUUAUAGGUGGUAGAAAUCAAAUCUUCUGUAAUAAUUUCUGUAAAACAAUCAGGUGAAUUUUUCAUUACUAUACUUACAAUUGUUCUUUGAGAUGAAGGUAGGGUCUAUUCACUGGCAUAUUUUGCGUUUGACUUUUUACAUGUAUUUUCAUAAUAAAAAUGUGUGAAAAUUGA